GUAAACACCUUCAUGGGGCCACAAACCGCCUGUGCGUGUAAAACCACCGCCGCUUCUCUCGUUCCUGAGUCGGGUGGCUGAUCGGAUCGCAACGCGCCUCGUAUCUGGUGGAAAGGGCAGAGGCUGCACAAAGGGGAUCGUUGUUGCCUGCAGAUGCCCGUCAGUGGUGCAGUCGCCCUUUGAAGGCUCUCCAAUCGCAGCGCAUAGCGCGACCGGGGAGGGCGGGGCUUGUCCCCCCCCCAUCUCCGCUCCCAGCGCCACUUUAGCUCCAUGUCCCACUGACUGGACGGCGACAAACCGCGCGGCGUGUGUUCCACCACGUCUCUCAACGCCGCCGGGACGCGGGCAGGUGAGGACUUGGCGCGCGGAUGCUCUGGACACGAGAAGCCAAGUGAUGCGCAACCCCAGGAGGUGCCCGUUUUGGGCAGGUGCGAGACCUGUGGCGCUCACAGGAUGAAGGACCAGUAGAUGUCUAAGAGGACCCCAGUGUGGAUGUGCAGCCCCUUAUUGUACUUCUACAUCACCAGCAGGCCUGGCCCACUUUGAGCAGCACAUGGAUGGAUCUCGCUGUAUAGGAGCUGACCUGCACUCAUGGAAUACAAAGCCCGCGCUGGUGAGCACGCCCGCCUGUCCGCCUCCACUCCUCCCCGGGAGCCUCUCCAGAGCCCUCUCCUCCUGACACAGCUUCUCCACUCGGACAUCCCCUGGUCGCUUCAAUCCCGCCUCGCCAUGAAGACGACUGCUCGGUGAUCUGGUGCCUGCGCACGCCCCCCGCCCCCCACGCACCGGAGACGCGCUAUAUUUGGAUCGGGCUUUUGUUGGCUACACACAGGAUUUAUCUGCGCCGCGGGCUUCCUUUGUGUCACGGGGCUUAACGCGGAGUGCUCGGACGGCGACGGAGCGGGGUGGGGGGCGGGGGUGGGGGGGAUUGGGGUGGGUGGUGGGGGGGCUUCUCUUCGCCUGCUGUUGCGCUCGGCGGCUCUCUUUGUGGCCGGGCCGUGAUGGCAGCCGGCCGCCUGGAGGCGCAAGACCACCCGGCCGAGAACGGCUUCACCCCGCUGGAGCACCCGGCGCCCCGGCUGCUGCCGCACAUCGACCGCACGGUCCUGCCGUCUUUGGGGGGUUUCGGGAAACAUCAGAAGCAGCUCGUGGUCCUGACCUGGAUACCGGCGUUGUUCAUUGGCUUUAGCCAGUUUUCGGAUUAUUUCCUCCUGGCCCAGCCCAAUGGAACGUGCCUGCAGCCCCUCACGAACGACAGCAACUGGACCGCCGGCUCCCCGCCGGUCACCGGCGGCGCGCCCGCGUGGCAACUCGCGGGCAACGGCACCGAGGGGGGCUACGGCGAAGGCGGCGGCGGUAUGCCGUGCGCCUGCAAGGAGUGGAAGCUGGAGCUGCAGACGGGACUCAGUCAGAAUGUGGUUACCAAGUGGAACCUGGUGUGUGACUCAGCCUGGAAGGUGCACAUUGCCAAGUUCUCUCUGCUGGUGGGCUCCAUAUUUGGCUACCUAGUGAUGGGUGUCAUGGCCGACUGGUUUGGUCGACACCCCGUGUUGAUUCUCUCGGUGCUUUUCAUGCUGGUGUUUGGUCUGAGUGUUGCCUUCUCUGUGAACGUCACCAUGUUCAGCACCUUGCGCUUCUUUGAGGGUUUCUGCUUGGCGGGCCUCGCUCUCUCCCUCUACGUGCUCAGGAUCGAGCUUUGUUUGCCAUCCUGGCGUUUCUCCAUGACCAUGGUGGCCAGUUUCCUGAUGGUGGGCGGGCAGCUUCUGAUGCCAGGGGUGGCCGCGCUGUGCCGCAAUUGGCCGGGCCGCGAUGACUGGCAGGUCCUGCAGAUUGUCAUAAUCAGCCCCUUUGUUCUGAUGCUGCCCUACGUCUGGCUUUUUCCGGAGUCGCUGCGCUGGUUGCUUGCCACCCAGCACUACAGGCGGUCCAAAGCCAUGAUGCUGCGUAUCGCCAGGAAGAACCAGGUCAACCUGAAUACCGAGCCGAGAGGCGUUCUGACGGAGCUGGAGCAGGAGCUGCACAAGAGGCCCCAACCGACCUGCAUUGUCAAGAUGAUGAGCACGAGGAACCUGUGGAAAAACAUCGUGGUGCUGUGCGUCAACUCGCUGACCGGUUACGGGAUCCACCACUGCUUCGCCCGCAGCAUGAUGGACCCGGAGGCCCAGCCCACGGCUUUGUGCCACGCAGACUAUUACACCAUGGCUGGCAUCGCCGUGGCAACAUGCCUGGCGGUUUGCCCCGCGGUGGGGUUGAUGGGUCGGCGGGGAGGGCUGCUCACCUUCAUGAUCAUCACAGCACUGGCGUCCCUUCUACAGCUGGGUCUACUCAACUUGAUUGGCAAGUACAGCCUUCGCCACGACACAGUUCUGCGGGACACCCUGAACAGGAAAUUCUCGGUGGCCUUCUCCAUCAUCGGCAUGUUCUCCUCCCACGCGGUCAGCACACUCAGCAUAUUCUUUUGUGCUGAAAUCACCCCAACUGUCAUCAGGGGUGGAGGACUGGGUCUGGUCCUGGCCAGCGCCGGCUUCGGCAUGCUCACCGCACCCAUCAUGGAGCUCCACAACCAGAAGGGCUACUUCCUGCACCACGUGAUCUUCGCCUGCUGCACCCUGCUGUGCAUCAUCUGCCUGCUGCUGCUGCCCGAGCCGCGGGGCCAGCCUUUACCCGAGAGCCUGGCCGACGGAGAGAGCUUCACCCGACAGACGCUGCUGCAUCCGGGGGAGCAGCACCUCCUCCUGGCCAAGACCGACGGGGACUACGCCCGCGUCCACGACACGCCGUUGCACCUCACGACCACCGGGGGCGCCACGGUGGCCGCGGCGACCGCUCUGGCGGCGGUGCCGGCCUCGUACUCGUUGGCCACCGGCGGGGAGGUGAUCGGAAACCAGGCCGUGGCCAACGGGGUGCGAGCGCCCGAGCAAUAAGCCUCCCACUGCGCCGGUUGUCGCUUCAGCAUCCAGCGACGAAUCUGGGACAACGCACAACUUUUAGGAGAAAAAUGAAUUAUUCGGAUGAACCAGACAAACUGUUUAAUGGUGACGGUAAUAUAUUUGUGUGCGUAGUUUUGUUGUGACUAUGAUUCAUUCAGGAGUUGCCAAAAGAAAAAAUAUUGUUCUUGAGCAAGUCCAUCUGAAGUCAGUGUGCGUUAAAUAAUUUGAAAGUGUUGUUUGGGGAGUUUGUUGCACUGCCGUCCGAGAAGGAUCGACAGGUAGAAGAAGCGGGCAAAGCGGAGCGGACCCUCAGAGUAACGUCCGCUCGGGGGACGUUUCCGUUUGCGGGUUUUGACUCGUUUGAGGGAGAAAAUUUCACUGCAUCUUGUAAUUCUUUAGAAGUUAUUUUGCACUAAAUGUCAGAGACACAAUCAAGUGUUUGUGAUGUUCAGCCGACUUGUUGGAGCACCAGGGAUUUGGCUAAACCACUAACACUCUCUUUUGCAUGAAAGGGCACAAAUGGUUUGACAUGUUUCCUUUUUUUGAUUUGGUAUUUGUUGUUCCUCUGCUAGAAGUCUGUUGUGGCACUUUCUCCUCACAGACGAGGUCAGUGUAGACACAAGAAAGCAUUACCGCUAUAUUGGUGUAUGAUGGUUGUCGGAUGGGACCAACAGCCGGAGACCUUUGGCAGAUUCCACGUGCAGCUCGUAGAGACGGGCGAGUGGCGCUGAAUAAAACCUGAGAGUUGAACGGACAUGAGAGUUUACCAGUCGAGUGUGCAACCGUAUGUCUUAUGACGCUUCUCAGCAUUUCAAUGGCUUUAUCAUGAUGGCUCUGUUACUCUUUUUUUUUUAAUUUUUUAAAGGAACAGAGGAUUUCAAUUCAAGGUAACCAGUAUUUAUUUUCUCCUGCUCCCAAGGGCAGUUUUGUUGCUUGAAAUACCUUCUAAUUAGCAGAUAUUUCCACUCCCUCUCAUUGUUCUCUGUACUGUGGUAAUGUUGUGAUCCUGCUCCGAGGAUGUGUAACUAUAGCCAGAAAGCACAAUAUUUUACAGUUUUUUUAAAUAAGCGUUUGUGAAGAUUAGAAUAGAGCAGCGCAGCCUGCACAGACCUGGCCUAGAUGUGAUCGGUGUACAAUAAUACACUUUACUAGAUAAGUAUCCUUUAGGACUGCAUACAAAUGUAAUGUAUGGAUACAUGUACCAUUCAUAAUGUAGGGACCAUCAACUUUACUUUUAUAGGAUACAAGAUCUUUGAAUGGAUAAACCAAUUUUCAUUCAUAUAGACAAUAUUCAUGUGUAGUACACAGCACGUAUUUUGAACACCCUGUACCGUAUACUAGUUUGUAUGUUUUCAAAAGUGAAAAAAAACUCAACCACUAAUGCGGUUUUCUUAAUGGUAUUUUUUUAAUAUGACGCAUUUGUACAAAAAGCCAUAGGCCUACAUGUUUUGAUAAUAAACCACUUAAUUUAUUGUGUCAAUAAAAGAACACUUGAUGUGACAGUUUGUGGUGAUUCUUGUUGUACCACGACAGUGUCUGCAGGAGUUCCAAAUGGAAGAAACGCUACUUCUACCCCUCUUCCCAUCUUAUCCUCAGCUCUACACAAAACAGGAGUAAAUAAUCGAAUGUGAUCAAAAGUGUUCAGGGUGAAGCUCCACCUCCUUUUUGAUCCUCUGCUCCACCGAAAGACUGAGGUUGGAGUCCGUCAUCGGAAGACUGUAACUCACAAACACUUGCUUUUUGGUCUUCUUUGCUGCAAGACAGACAGACACAGACCGUUACCUCCCGUUUAGUUUGGAUUGUAAAAUGAAUUGUUUGCUUUACAACACAAUUACACUAGAGUCAGACUAAGAGGUUUGUGGAGAUCUGAAAGGAAUUAUUUUUAAAAGCCUUUUUAGAAUGACAAACAUCGUAGAAAGCUUGCAACAACACGUCUGUGUGUUUAUCACACAUUUAAUGAAAUGAUGCGAGGGUUGAAGAUCUACUUGAAAAGAUGAAUUGACAUGCGACCGGUGAAGAACUUAGUUAAUAAUUCAAAUCCAUAAUAUAAAUCAAAUGUACAUAGCACCUGAAUAUCAUGUGUAACAAGACUACAUACAACUGUAAAAUGGACAAAGAAAGUAACUGUCUGAAAAUGCAUGUUGUCAUGUUGUUGAAAACAAAAUAAAAAGUGAGUUUAAAAAAAUAAAUAAUAUAAAUCAAA
Molecule: messenger RNA, 5133 nt
Organism: Gasterosteus aculeatus aculeatus (three-spined stickleback)
Lineage: Eukaryota; Metazoa; Chordata; Actinopteri; Perciformes; Gasterosteidae
Gene: slc22a23b
Product: solute carrier family 22 member 23b
Biological process (GO): transmembrane transport
Cellular component (GO): membrane
Molecular function (GO): transmembrane transporter activity
Source: RefSeq, a predicted model, not a curated record